GUGAUUACUAUCAUGGAAAAGAUGAUGAUCGGUUCAUUGCUUCUAUGGCUUACAUUGUUUCUCAUCUCAUUCGCCAUCAACCCACAUGUUUCUGCGCAGCAACUAGCAGCUCAAGCACCUGGGAGACCAGUUCCACCUGUGACACCAGCUCCGCCACCAGGGAGACCAACUCCGCCAGCUCCACCACCAGGAAGACCUGUUCCGCCAGUAGCACCACCUCUGCCACCAGUAACACCCCCUCCGCCACCAGUAAUACCACCUCCAUCACCAGUACUAACACCACCUCCUCCACCAGUAACACCACCUCCACCACCGAUAACACCACCUCCGCCACCUCCGCCACCAGUAACACCAACUCCUCCGCCUCCUGGAAAUCCGAAAAAAGUGAGAUGCACGUCUCCACUGUACCCGGCAUGUUUCAACCAGUGGUACUUCUGUCCUGCGGACUGCCCAAAAAACUGCUACAUGGAUUGUGUUUCUUGCAAACCUGUUUGUACUUGCAACAUCCCGGGAGCAGUGUGUCAAGACCCACGGUUCGUAGGAGGAGAUGGUGUUGCUUUCUACUUUCACGGUCAAAAGAAUAAAAAUUUCUGCCUAGUAUCUGACCCAAGUCUCCACAUCAACGCUCACUUCAUUGGAAAACGAAACCCAAAACUUACUCGCGACUUCACAUGGGUCCACUCGGUAGGAAUAAUGUUUGACAACCACAAACUCCUUGUUGGAGCCAAGAAAACAUCCAUAUGGGAUGAUAAUGAAGAACAUCUAUAUAUAUCGUUUGAUGAUACACCACUAUCCCUUGAUAGGAAAAACUGGACUUAUCAUAAUUCAUCUUUACUCGUCACUAGAACAAGUAGCCCGACUAAUGGUAUAGCCAUUGAAGUGCAAAAUAGCUUCAUGAUUACAGGCAAAGUGGUUCCAGUUAGUGAGGAGGAAUCAAGGGUUCAUGGAUAUAACAUCACGAAUGAUGAUUGUUUUGCACAUUUGGAAUUGGGGUUUAAGUUUUACAAUCUGAGUGAUGAAGUAGACGGCAUUUUAGGACAAACUUAUAGAAAAAACUAUGCGAGAAAGCUCAAGCUUGAUUCGAAUAUGCCUGUAAUGGGUGAUCUACCAAAGUACUUGGCAUCUAGUAUAUUUGCUGCUGAUUGCGCUAUAUCUCAGUUUGGCCUUGCUCGUGUUUAAGACUGCAAACACUACUAGCUAGCUUGAUGAUUUCUUGCUAAAGAUGGUUUUUUCUUGCGUGUAUUACAUGUAUUUCAC
Erigeron canadensis is the source of this 1257-nucleotide messenger RNA. RefSeq lists its product as uncharacterized. The record is from RefSeq and is a predicted model, not a curated record. The coding region runs from base 13 to 1179 and encodes 388 amino acids. Lineage: Eukaryota; Viridiplantae; Streptophyta; Magnoliopsida; Asterales; Asteraceae. The transcript is spliced from 2 exons.